GAAGCUGGCACCUGUCCAGGAUUUUUUAUCAUUACCGUCUUGAUAACAGUCGCCUUCGACCACCGUAAUCAGCUUCUACUCAGAGAGCGGAAGUUCCCGUUUUACAUCCGCAGCUUGACGCUGCUUGGGUAAGGAGAGGAGAGGAGAGGAGGAGAGAGGAGCUCCGUCGGCGGACCAGGGAGAGCGUGGAGAGGAAUCCCAGCAGCCCCCACCCCCCCUAGCCCCGGAGAGCGAGAGCCGGACCGGCUGGAUCCCCCUCCUCCCUCGCCCGCUCCCCCCCUGCGGAGGAGGACCCGAGAGAGACCCACGUUGCCACGGGAGAGGCCUCGGUUCAGGGCUGCAGCAUGUUCACUUCAGUGAAGGCCUUCGAGGGGCAGCAGUACUCCACCCUGAAGAGGCAGUGCUUGCAGAGUGGCCUGCUCUUCGAGGACCCCCGCUUCCCCGCCACAGACGACUCGCUCUUUUACCAGGGUAACAGGAUCGGACGUGUCGUCUGGAAGAGGCCUCGGGAGCUGUGUGAGGACCCUCACCUGUUUGUAGAUGGCAUCAGUGCACACGAUCUGCAUCAGGGACAGCUGGGUAACUGCUGGUUUGUCGCAGCGUGUUCCAGCCUGGCCUCCCGAGAGUCUUUGUGGCAAAAGGUCAUUCCAGACUGGAAGGAGCAGGAGUGGGAUACAGAAAAACCAGACUCCUACGCUGGGAUUUUCCACUUUCGCUUCUGGCGCUUCGGGGAGUGGGUGGACGUGGUGAUUGAUGACCGGCUACCGACGGUGGACAACCAGCUGGUCUACUGCCACUCCAACGACAGCAACGAGUUCUGGAGCGCCCUGGUGGAGAAAGCCUAUGCCAAGGUUUACGGCUGCUACGAGGCUUUGGAUGGGGGGAACACGGCUGACGCACUGGUGGACUUCACGGGUGGAGUUUCUGAGCCCGUGGACCUGCUGGAGGGUCAGAUGGCCACAGACGAGGCGGCCCGUAACCAGCUGUUUGAACGAGUGCUCAAAGUCCACAACAGAGACGGCCUCAUCAGCUGCUCCAUCAGGGCGACCACGAUAGAGGACAUGGAGGCGCGGCUGGAUUGCGGUUUGGUCAAAGGCCACGCCUACGCCGUGACAGAUGUACGGAAGGUGCGGCUAGGUCACGGACUGCUUGCCUUCUUCAAGUCGGAGAAGCUGCACAUGAUCCGCAUGAGGAACCCUUGGGGGGAGAAGGAGUGGAGUGGCCCUUGGAGUGACAGUUCGGAGGAGUGGAACAAGGUGAGCAAGAGUGAGAGAGAAAAGCUGGGCGUCACCGUACAGGAUGACGGCGAGUUCUGGAUGACAUUUGAUGACUUCUGCCAGUACUUCACUGACCUGAUCCUGUGCCGCCUCAUCAACACCUCCUACCUGAGCAUCCACAAGACCUGGGAGGAGGAGGUGAUGAGGGGCUCCUGGGUCCACCGGCAGGAUCCCCUACGCAACCGAUCCGGAGGCUGCAUCAAUCACAAAGCCACCUUCCUGCAGAACCCUCAGUAUGUGUUUGAUGUGAAGAAGGUGGAGGACGAGGUGCUGAUCUGCUUACAGCAAAAAGAGAAGAGAGCCACACCAAAAGAGGGCAAAUCAGAAAAUCUCGCUAUAGGCUUCGAUAUCCACAGGGUGGAGCUAAAUCGGAAGUACCGUAUGCACACAGCCCAGCAGAAAGUAGCAGGUUCCAUCUACAUCAACUCGCGCUGCGUCUUCCUUAGGAAGGAGCUGAAGGAGGGCCGCUACGUCAUCAUUCCCACAACCUUUGACCCCGGGCAGCAGGGUGACUUCCUGCUCCGUGUCUUCACUGAUGUGCCUUCAGACUGCAAAGAGCUGACCCUGGACGAGCCUCCUCAGACAUGUUGGACGGGGAUGUGUGGCUACCCUCAGCUGGUCACUCAGGUCCAUGUACUGAACGCUGAGGGUCUGCAGGGACAGGACUCCAAUGGAGAGCUGCACUGCCUCAAUCCCAAAAAGAGAGCGAGAGCCCAGAGCAAAGCACGAGCUGUAGAUCCCUACGUCAUCAUCACCUGUGAAGGAGAGAGGGUUCGUUCACCAGUUCAUAAGGACACACGGUGCCCAAACUUUGACAUCAAAGGCCUGUUCUACCGCAAGAAGCCCAAGGAGGGCAUCCACAUCGAGAUCUACAACAAGAACAUGAUCGUGGACACCUUCCUGGGUCAGGUGAUCUUGUUCAGCGACCCCAACGAGCGCCAGGAGCAGCACACGCUUCACCUGCGCGACAAGGGCAGCCGACAGGACAACGACCUCCCGGGCACGCUCACUGUGCGCCUCAUCACGUCCACCACGCUCACCAACAUCUGAAGCGGCAGUUUAUACGAUUGCAAUGAUCGAAGCUCAAGGUGGCGUACGAACCAUGCCCGCCGUUCACCUUCGCAGUUCAUCUUUUAACCGUCGCGGGAGCUCACUGUGUCUUUUUUUUCCUGCCGCUUGCGCUCUCUGUGUGUCUCUGUUUUCCUUUGCUUCCUUUAGCUUCACAGGGUUUUAUUUUUGAAGGCCUGCAUCCAUAUAUCCUGAUGGAAGCUGUACAGGGGGUUUGUACAGACUAUUUUUAAAUACAUUCCUGUCAAAAUUGUCCAUUAGUCACAAAUUUGUUCUUAAAGUAGCAGAAAUCUCCAUCAGAGCAACAGUUUUAUCAGAUAUUUUUGCUGUUCUGACCCUUAAUUACAGACUUGUUUUUAUUUCUUCUUAUACUCACAUGCACACACACACACACACACACACACAUAUAUACAUGAAUUUAAUACAUAUGCAGACAUCUCUGCACUCUCCAUGCAUGUGCCACUGUUUCCAAGGGCUAUGCAUUGCCUUAAGGCUGAGUUUUUCUCUCCUCUUUGAGGAGACGAGGGGAGGUGGGUUAUGUUGAAUACUAUUUAUCUUAGCACAGCCUUGGUUUAGUUUUUUCUUUGUCUCUAAAAGUCUGCAUUAAGCCCUGCUUUUUGCCAUCGUGUUAUCAGCUUCUGUCUCCCAAAUGCUCUUUUAUGACUGUGAAUAAUCCUCCCGCCCAGCCAGCCAGCCCAACCACCCAGACACCUCAAGUCUUCAGCAGUUUGCCGGUGCUUUGGAGAGCAUGCAGCACUCUGUCACUUUUUACGUUGGACUUCAAAGCCAACAGCAGCUCUUCUCUCCCCUCGACUCAGUGCUUUUUCUGUGUUGUUCUGUGAGCGCACCCGUGUGUGUGAAGUCUUGCCUCCCGGUUUCCAUCACUAGCAUCAUUCGAGAAUGCUUUCCGUCGCCGGCUGCUAUGGACGAUCUCUAAACUGCAUGGCUUUUAAAAAGAAAAUGAAAAAACCCCGAAACUCUCUGCCUGUGCUGCACAUCUCUCUAGUCGUAGCUUAGCAGCCGGUGCUUCUGAUAGUGCUACCCCCUUCCUCCUCCCCAUGCAAACAUCUUUCCAGUCCAGUGGAGUGCAAAGAUUCACCCUGACAUAAAUCAAGUGCUUUAUGGGACCAAAGAGGAGCCAGGCCCCCUUUUCAGACCGGCCUAGCCUGGCCCGGCCCGGCCCAAGCCUAGCGACAAACCGCCACCCCCUGUGCCACAUCAUCUCUUAACGGCAACACCACUGCCUGACGCUUCCUCUGACUUGAGUCUGUCGGCCCGGGCCAAAGACUCACGCCACGUGAUCCCGAAAGACAGCAGCUCUGCAAGCGUGAGUGUGUGAGACUGUGUGUGUGUGUGUGUGUUUGAGUGAAUGUAUACCUGAAAGAAAAAGAUCACAAAGGAAAGGUGUGAACCGAAUAGAAAAAGGGACCUUUUUUGAAGGUAAAAACACACCUUGCACUUUAUUUCUUUAGCUUUGAGGGGUAAAAAGAAAAACCCUCGGAGACUACGGAGAGACAGGAGUGCUUUAGCAGAGCAGACGUCCUGCCAAACAACCUGUGCCAUCGCCUUGUUCCUGGCUUUGCCUCCACAGCAGGAAAACAACUCGGACGAAUUGUUGAAUUCAGAUGGUUUUGAAUAUUGAACCGACACUGGUACAGUUUAAUCUUUUCUCUGAUGACAUUUCUCGCGUAGAUCAUGUGGCCAUCCGAUCCGACCUUUUACCAUCCGGUCGGCUUCUUGUGACAGAAAAUAACAGCCUGUGUUUUUUGUUCCUCUUCAAAAGUGCAAUCCAAGUUUUAUAAACUUUUGGUUAUUACGUUUUUCCCCUUAAAAUUUGAAAAAUGUAAGUUAUGGUUAUUUUUAAGACAUUUCCUUUGAAUGUAAACCAUUAGUGGACUAAAAUCUCAGACAAAAUAUCAAGCCCCCCCCCCUCCCUUUUUUUAGUGCCCUUUUCCAUGACUUGAACUGUCACUCAUGGCAUUUAAGUGGUCACACAUGUUUGUGUACAGCAUCUUUAUAAAUGUGUCUUGCAUGGGUUAUUUUUCCAAGAUAUCCACAGCCUUGUAUUGUACUGUUCAAUUGUUACUCUAUAUAUUUAUUCUUUCUAUCUCAGAAGUCUUGGAAAUGCUAGUUUUGAGCAGUGAGCAUGUCUACACUAAAAUGCACCUCAUGUCAGUCUGAUCAUAUCAGUCUGUUUGAAGCAGUUGUGUCUUGUACUACAGUGAUGCAUUCAUAAUGCCUCUAGCAUCUGUGAACAUUAGCAGCAGUUGUCAACGACUAUUUAGGUGCUAUUUAUCUUCUUCUUUGUGGUCUUUUUGUUGGUUUCACUCUGAAAGAAAGUCAACGUCACGUAACACGAGACUGAAUCUGAAACGUGUUAACAGUGCAAACAGCCGGUGUUGGAGACUGUAGUGCAGAGCAGUGUGAGAUUAGACAGCCUGCCGGUUUUUAUUUGCAGAGUAUUUCCUCCUUUUUCUGCCAACCAGUUCCAUGCACUUCUCUGAAAACAGGCAAGCACUGCAACAUAAAAUUGAUCCUGAAGUUGGAACCUGUGACUAUGGGAAGAACAGAGGUUACUCCAGCUUUCACCUCUUAAUGUUUGGCUCUUGUUUAAAUAAAGGAUGGCUCUCCGGUGGUAUCGAUGCAGAGUUCCCUCCUAACCAACACCUACUGUGAAAAAGAGGUGUUUGGGUAAACAAGAAGGCUUUCCCCCUCCCUCACACAGAGAGUGGCCUACUGCAAGUCCAGCUGUGGUUAAAUUAGUUUGGUUAAAAUGAGUUUCUCUUUGUCCAAAACAGUAUAAAGAUCAUUUUUGUCUAUGUGCUAAAAAAAAAUUCAGACAGCUCAGAUAAAUAAAUUUAUUGCGGAAGAUUAUCAGUGCCAAAUGUGUGCACGGGUGUUGUGAUACAGAGCUUUUAUUUUUCCUGAAAAAGAAGUAUCUUUUGAUCUUUUGGGUAUUUUCUGAAUCCUUAAUGUAUUUUCUAACCGCCAGAUAUUGCUUUUCCCACACAAUAAAAAAUGUCAACCUUUAAGAUGUAAAUUAGAAAGAAAACAUUAAGGCAAAAACUGCAUUUCAUAUAACGACCACUUGGGGCUCCAAAACGAGUCAUUGUGCUCUGUUGAAAAUGCCCAAGUUUACAGAAUAAACAAAAGAAUGUGUGUAUGGUCCAGAACACGAUUUCUGUCUUCAUAUCGAAUGAAUGCGAGGUGAAUGUUCAUAUUCAUCUGUUUGGAUUUGGUAAUGCUUAAAAUUUAGGGAUGUGGUCGCUUUGUUUGCAGACAACAGCUAUAGUCAGCAGCUGUCUGACUUCACCGCCACUAAUUUGUGUCACCUAACUAAAUCACUCAACCUUGUUUUUGCUCUUGGUGCCUUUUGAUGCAUUUUAAUGGAUUAUCCAAAAACUCCCCUCCAUCGUCUUUUCUAAAUUCUGGCUCCAAUAAAAUACCAUAGUCGUGGCCAAAACUCUGAUGUGAAGGCUUCAAAAAUGCUGAAUCUACAAACUAAACCGUGUCCAAUUCCAUCUUUUAUAUACAGCGUAUGUAAAUGACCUGCAUCCUUCUUAAAUAAAUGCAAAUUUAACCAGACUUCAUAAGAAACUAUGCUGAUGCCGAGCCACAAAAUUGGCAAGGCUUCACGAAUAGAAAAUAGCUUGAAAGUAAUUUUUAUUGUUCUUUUACUGUGCAGGAGUUGAAAUGGUUUGAGAUUUGAGGAUUCUGGAAAUGCUUUUGCAAACGUUAAAUGUCAGUGUUCUGGGUCUUAAAGUUAUUGCCUGGGACUUAUUUUUCAGAAAACACAGCCUCUGCUCUAUGAGUGAAAUAUAGUUGCCAGAUAUGAAAAAUAUAAGAUACAAAGAUAUAAGCUGGAAUCAGACAAAUACCCUCUCCUGGUAAACAUGUCGCUGUGACAGGCUGGAGUUUUGGUGUUUUAACCAAUGAGGUUGCUUACAGACAAAUCACAUGGGACUCAAUUAGCCCAUAUGGUCCCCCUCCCCCUUUCCAAUCAUCAGUUUGUUUACUGCAGGUUGACACGAAAUGCAUUUCUUGUUGCCCAGCAGUGUUCCUUAUCCCUGAUUCCCGUGGAUGAAACCACUUUGGCAUUACUUGCACAAAUGUGUAUGUUAAAUGGGAAAUGGAUGGCUGUGGAUGUGCUUGGAAGGCAGGAAAUGACGAAACCAGAUUCUCUCCUACUCUCAUGUCUAAUUCCUAAAAAUGUCCAAGCUCCUCAGCCUGUCUGUAGAUCCCUGGCACCUUUCAGAGGAAGCGCCUAUGUAUACCGCUUGUAUACAUAGGCGAGGGUAGAAACACAAAUCGAUCAGUAAAUGAACACCUUCAGGUCUGUCUUUACUGUGACAGACUGCUCUGCUUUUCUCCAACUCGUGAAGAAGACCACAAGAUACUUAAACUCCACCACUUCCUGGAGUAGUACUCCACCCUUUUCCAUCAUGGCCUGAGACUCGGGGAUGCUAAUUUUCACCCCGUCUGUUAGCAUUCAUGAAUGGCGUGAGUUACAGUCAGUCUCUGUUUGUUAACCCUGCGAUGGACCGGCCAUCUGUCCAGGGUGUGCCUCGCUUCUCACCUAGUGAGAGCUGGGAUUCGGAUAAGCAGUUAGGAAAAUGGACGGAUGGAUGUGGCCCUUAUUUUUUUGUUGUUGAGUAUAACAGCAGAUAAGUGAAGGGAGAUUAUUUUUCAUGAACUCUGACAGGGACUGAACAGGACAUUAUUUGUAUUCAGAAGUACAAGCUUCCCAUCAGCAAACCUGGAUUUUAUUUCCCCCUGAGUGUCCCUUCGGCUGAUGUCAGUUCUGUACUGUGAGGUUUCUGAUCAGUGGUUCGCGGCUCCGACUGUUUCUUUAUUCGUACAGAAGUGAUGCAGAAAUAUAACGGAAGCUGACAGCUGCGACACACGGGAGUAUUUAGGCACUAGCGUCAGCAAUCAUAAGAGUACGGAGUCCGAGCCCCAACUCAUGUGCCAAAAAAAAGGUGUUUUAUUUUGAAGAGAUGCAUCGUGGGUGAUGGAGUGUCUGAGUUGGACAAAUGCUUUUGUUCCUCACUACAUGCCCAGCUUUGUUUCUGCCUUUUGUCACCGUGUCGAUCAUUGUAAUUGUUGCACAUUGUAAUCCUUUUGCCACAAGUGUUUAAUGGCUUUCACUGUUAACCACCACACAGACACGCACACACAAACACAAGCACACACUAACACACACUUACACAGACCAGGCUUUAUUGGAGUGUCUGGACCUUUUUUUGAUAGUUGCUGUAAAGCUUAUCAGUCUUCUGUGUAGAUUUUCUGCAUGGCCACGCCAAAGCAGGUUUGAAGAAACUGUUUGAAUGAAGCCGAAUUACUCACAGCGGCGGCGACUUUUGUACGAAUCCAAAAAUGCCAGUGCAUGUAGCAAAAACACUUCAGAUCUGCUCGCGCCACCACGAAUCACAGAGUGUUCAUUUUCAGUUCUCAGAGUGCCGUAAAAACCCACUUGCUACUUUGAUAAACAUACUGUGUGAAGUAAAAGGCUUGUGUUGCACACUUGCAUGCAUGGAAACAGUAACCAGUUUUCUAAUAUUUUGUAUUUAGUAUCCAGCAGUAUACAGUAUGUAUAUAAAAGUAGCAGGAACUUGACUUAGUUUUUAUCAUGAGAUCCAUCUUUCUGGUGGAUGCUUAUAUCCUAGACACUCAUUUAAGGUGGAUGCAGUUUGUGUUCACGACCUCUAGUGAUCAGCUAAAAUGCGUAAAGGAAUCAGAUUGUUUCCCUUAUUCCUUUUCCCAUGAUGCCUUGUGUGAUUUACAGUUAGAUCCAUAAGUAUUUGGAUCUUGUUUCUUUACUUCUGUACACCACCAAAGUGGAUUUAAAAUCAAGCAAACAAGAUGUGAUUGAAGUACAGAUUUAAGCUUUAAUUCAAGAGUUUUAACAACAGAAUUGCAUUAUUUCAGAAACUCUUGUUGCUCUUGGGGUUUGCUUUGGGCCGUUAUCCAUUCGUGCAGAGACUAUAGCUCUCUAUACUCAUAUCAUCCUGCUACUUCUAUCAGCAGUCCCAUCAUCAAUAAAACUACAGGGCCUCAAUUCUUCUGGAAGUCAGACAUGCCCAUUGCAGUGUUUUCUCCAACACGUUUAGGAUUAAAAAUGAUGGACGUAGCUUCUGUGUUGUCACCCACUGGUUUCUGAAGUCAUUUUUUGAUUGGUUAAAUAAAAAGUAGUGACAAAAAAUGUGGGUCUGAUUGAAUCCUAAGUUUGGCGGUUCUUAGGAUGUUUUAUCUGCUUGAUUUGUCAUGAAAAACCACAGAACAGCUCAUCAAUCAACUGUUCGAUUACUUUUGAGCCUCUGAAAUGAGGAACUAUGUAUAAAAAUGUCCUGAACCGUUAAUACAGCACUUUUAGUAAAGCCCUUUAAUUACACUCUAAGUCUGUACUUCAGUCAUAUCUUGAUUAUUUGAUGUAGAAAUUCACUGAGAUGGUGUAGAGAAGCAAAAUUACAAAAUCUGUGUCAUUGUCCAAGUGCCAGUCACCUGCCUCUAAUGGGGCAUAAGAAACUUAUGACAUAGAUUGAUUGGGGACUUCAAGCAGUUUGCAGGUGUCGCAUGAAAUUGAAAGGACUACACAAUGAUCAAGCACACCUUUCAUACAUGCAGAAAAAAGGGAACAAUCCAGAGAUAAAAAAGGUUUAGGAGAGCAUAGAUGCAAGGCAGAGAGAGGGAAAAUGAAGAUGCAUGAGAGGUCAGGACUGCUGAUGGUUCAGCACAAAGAAGCCUGAGUGAGCCUCAUCUCUUAGGUCAUCCUUCUCUUCUUCUCUGGUAUGAAUAAGCAGUUACGGCUCCCAAAUCUUUAAGAAAAGCGAAGACACCUGCAGUCAUCAUGCACACAAGGUUCGAUGGAAGUAGGAAUCAAGUGAAAACAUGUUGGAUUUAGAGCGUUUAUCAUUUCUAGACAGAACGACUGCUUGCGUGCUGAUCUUAAAGCCUCGUCAACUUGCUGCAUGAGUCUAAAUUGGAGUCGAGGAGCAGCUGCACCAGAUAUCACGUUUAUCCUAACGACAGCAUCAUGUAGGCCAUACCGAAUUUGACACUCUGACAUUUUUAAUCUGAGCUCGAAGUCUUGUCCACUCAAGGAAUGAGCUUGUGAUUCUUGUAUUUUUCUGCUGAUGUUUAUUAACUGGAGACUGGAAUACCUACUGCAUGGUGACUCUUCUAGAAGAUGCUAUGGUCUUUAUAACAAGUAUCUUUUAUCAGUAUUUUAUAACCUUGUUAAUUUUAUAUAUCCACUCCCAACUGCUGUGUUUACUGAUAGCUAGGUAUCAGAGAGCCGUGCUGUACGUUCUGUACUGUGUGCUUGUCUGUGUCUUCUUUUUCAGCGUGAGCUUUACUUUUUGUUCUGUUUUUUUAACGCGUGCUCGUUUUAAUUUGGUUCUCGGUUACACUGUGGUUAUUUUAUAGCUAAGAUCUGAAAUUAUUGUUUUUUCUUUUGUAUUUAAUGUCAACUUGUGGCAUGACUUUGAAAUAA
Molecule: messenger RNA, 9837 nt
Organism: Oreochromis aureus
Lineage: Eukaryota; Metazoa; Chordata; Actinopteri; Cichliformes; Cichlidae
Gene: capn5b
Product: calpain 5b
Exons: 15
Coding region: 345-2327 (660 amino acids)
Biological process (GO): proteolysis
Cellular component (GO): cytoplasm
Molecular function (GO): calcium-dependent cysteine-type endopeptidase activity
Source: RefSeq, a predicted model, not a curated record